Molecule: messenger RNA, 1959 nt
Organism: Ambispora gerdemannii
Lineage: Eukaryota; Fungi; Glomeromycota; Glomeromycetes; Archaeosporales; Ambisporaceae
Source: the annotation of a GenBank genome assembly
AUGGAACAACAAAAACUUCUUUACGACCCGGCUAAUCUCAUUUGGAAUCCUCUCCACACGAUAAACGAGCAACAUCAAUAUUGUUAUUGCGGGAAGGACCGCAGCUUGAUGGAACUCGCUCUACAAUGUAAAGAUUGUCGGAAUUGGUUUCAUGCAAGUUGCCUUGAUAUUUCCUUGGGUCCAGUUAUGACGUUUAUCACUAAUUACAAAUUUCAAUGCAAGAAUUGUAACGAAAAUGGCAAAGAAAUUUUCAAGCGCACAACAGCCGGCUGGAAAGAAAUUGUCGGUUCUUCUAUAGCCAAUUUAAUACUCCAAAACCACAUGCAAGAGUAUGUGGCAACUAGUGGUGAUAAACGGUACUUUUCCGCAAACGUGCAAAACAUUAAGCCAUUCACCUACUACUUCAAUAAAAAAGACCACAUAAUUCCGUUCGUCGACAAAAAUUGGUCAAUUUUGUGCACAGAACGUUCCAGAACGCCAACUUGGUGGGCUACACUAGGCUCCUGUCUUUAUACUAACAAAGAUACAUUUGCAGCUAGAGAUGAGAAAAAUCGAUCUGCUGCUUCUGAUUUUUGUCUUAUAAACCCCAAUUUGUGGGAUAUUCGUUCAGAAUCUUUUACGGAUCCAAAUGACGUUACGACUACACAAAAAUUUACAUUCACAAAAAGUAAAACUACUGGAUAUCGGACCGCAAAACGAAGCCAAAAUCCGUUAUUAACUCCCGUGAAAAUUUCAACACCCGACAAUAACAAUAACAACAAUGUCGGUAUCGGCAACAAUAACAACCACCAUAAUAAUUCUGCCGCCGCGUUUGUACAGUCUGGUGAACAGCGUAAUCUUCGAAACGGAUUUAGAUAUAUACCAUGUCAAAAAGAUGAUUUGUUUCCUAUUAUCGGGUACCGUAAUUCGGAACAGUUCCCCUAUGGAGUAAGAUUAAGCAAAGAGGAUGCAAGUUUAUCUGUUUAUAUAAGUGCGGACCAAUUGACGGCAACUACCGAAAAAGGAUUUCGGAUGGCUAGAGCCAAUUGUAGUGUACGUGAAGGAAAAUGGUUUUACGAGGUUUAUGUAGUUCGAGGUGGCGAAGGUCAGAUAAGAGGAAAGGAUGGUGCUCAUGUAAGAAUAGGAUGGGCUAGACGUGAGGGUAACAGAAAUGCUCCUGUUGGAUUCGAUGGAUAUAGUUAUGGUAUUAGAGAUCUCACUGGACAAAAGGUGCAUCAAUCACGCCCAAAAAGUUUUGGCGAGCCAUUCAAAACAGGCGACACUAUUGGGUUAUUCAUUUCUCUUCCACCAUUGGAAAAAGUUUAUCCUGACUAUAAAGUAAAAUCCGCAAAACGCCAUAGAACCGCAAUCACACUAAAAGGUUCUCCCGCAUUCGAAUAUAAAGACUAUAAACCGACAAAGCAAAUGGACGAUUUACUUAAUCCACCAAUAAAAAAGAAGUUUGAAUCUUCAUCCUCCUCAUCAAAUCUGUGUCAAGGUGUUGCUUUCGAGGAUCUGUAUUCUUUUUUACCUUGUCCUGACGAAUUCACUAGAAAAGAUGAAUUGACUGAUGACGAUGGAACUCUUGGCUAUUAUCCGGCAAUAUCAAUGUAUGGUGGUGGGACAUGUACGGUAAAUUUUGGCCCUUACUUUCGAUAUCCGCCACCCGCUGAUCCCGAGGCUGAAAUUAAACUUCCGCCUACACCUUCUUCCACACCUCCUUCGCCAGUUGUAGCUACUUCAGCAGCACCAACAGUGACAGUAGCAAAAGAAACUCGCACAUGGAGACCAAUGUCUGCACGAUAUAAAGAGUUUAUCGCUGAAGAUAUUGUCUAUGAUGUCAUUGACGAAAUUGAAAGUUGGGCUAGAUGGUUAGGAUAUGAACGUGUAGAUACUAAAAAAUCAUUAACAGCUGCUACCACCACCGAUCGAAAGAAAAAACGAAAAAUCGUAAAAGAGAGUAAUCUCGAUGAAGAUUAA